AUGUUAAGUGGAGCACUUGGAGGUCCAGGAAUAGGUACAGGAGGAGUCAGGCCUGGUGGUGCUGGCACUGGCUAUGGACCAGGUGGAGUAGGACCUGGUGGUGCUGGCACUGGCUAUGGACCAGGUGGAGUAGGACCAGGUGGUGCUGGCACUGGCUAUGGACCAGGUGGAGUAGGACCUGGUGGUGCUGGAACUGGCUAUGGACCAGGUGGAGUAGGACCUGGUGGUGCUGGAACUGGCUAUGGACCUGGUGGAGUAGGACCCGGUGGUGCUGGCACUGGCUAUGGACCUGGUGGAGUAGGACCCGGUGGUGCUGGCACUGGCUAUGGACCAGGUGGAGUAGGACCUGGUGGUGCUGGCACUGGCUAUGGACCAGGUGGAGUAGGACCUGGUGGUGCUGGAACUGGCUAUGGACCUGGUGGAGUAGGACCCGGUGGUGCUGGAACUGGCUAUGGACCAGGUGGAGUAGGACCCGGUGGUGCUGGAACUGGCUAUGGACCAGGUGGAGCAGGACCCGGUGGUGCUAGAACUGGCUAUGGACCAGGUGGAGUAGGACCUGGUGGUGCUGGCACUGGCUAUGGACCUGGAGGUCUUCCUGGAGGUGCUGGAGGUGCCCUGGGUGCAGGAGGACUUGGGGGUGGAGUUGGUCCUAGUUCUGGGCUCGGAGUAGGUGGAGGCUUUCCUGGACGAGGAGUUGGAGUAACAACCGGUGGUGGACCUGGAGCAGGAGUAGGGGUUGCUGGGACACCUGGUUCUGGUAUUGGAACAGGAGGUGGACCAGGUGGCUUUGGACCAGGCAGUGCUGGAGGAUAUCCUGGGGGACCCAAGUCUCUCAAAUAUGUGCGGAUCACAGCGUCCCUCGAGGUGACACACCAGGUGAAGGAGAUGGAGAAGGUGGUCCUGAUGGACAGAGAGAGGUGGUACAGGGUACAGGAGGAGUGGGAGGGGGCCCUACUAGUGCAGGACCAGCAGGCGGUGUUUCUGGUGGUGCAGCAGGAGCAGGAACAGGAGACAGUCCUGCUACUGGAACUGGACUUGGAUCAGGAGGUGCAGCCAGUGGAGUAG
This is a messenger RNA of Acanthochromis polyacanthus (spiny chromis), 1065 nucleotides long. RefSeq lists its product as uncharacterized. The transcript has 5 exons. The record is from RefSeq and is a predicted model, not a curated record. The coding region runs from base 1 to 1065 and encodes 354 amino acids. NCBI's taxonomy places the organism in Eukaryota, Metazoa, Chordata, Actinopteri, Pomacentridae.